CACUCAGUGAGGCAUGUCUUCGCUCCUCCUUCUUCCCACAGGGGUUUGGAGGACAUCUCUUCCCUGCUGAGAGGCUGGACAUCAUCCUCACAGCCCUGGAAGCUUUACAAGACUCCAGCAUCCAUGACAAGCAGGGGGCCUGCAGCGUGCUGGACGCAGCCUUGGAGGUCCCUGACUACUGGCUGACAGAUGUGCCAAAGACCAUGGAGUGCAUCAGGAGAAACCUGGGCAGCAUCCACACGGCAUUGGCGCGGCAGUGCCUGGACUCCCUGCUUCUCCAGAUGACCAAAAAGAUGUCCAGGGAAGAAGUCAAGAACCUGCUGCAGUUCUCUCCGCCACGUGACAGCACUGACCUGGCCAUGUGGGAGGUGAUCCUGGCCAUGCCGCAGACCUUGGAGAGGGUUUUAAACAUCAUGAUGCAAGACUUGCCGCUGCGCAACUGGUGCACCGAAGUCACCAAAGACACCUGCAUCCGUCGCUUGGCUAUGCUGGCCCAGAAUCACAUUUCUGAGGAGGACUUUGUUAACCCAGUGCACCUCCAGAGCUACCUGAGGCACCCAAGACCAAUGAUGCGCUUUUUGGUUCUGAAAGGGCUCUGCACCGUGUCAGAGAGCCCUGAGAAGGCAAGGGAAAUUCAGGUCUUGCUGCCAGACAUCCUGGAGGCCCUGCAGGACACCAACACAGACGUGGUGCUGAAGGCCCUGCUUGUGCUGAAAAACGUGAUGGCUCAUGUGGAGAGGAGGAAGGCCAGUGGCCCGGCUCUGCAGCUGGCUGAGAAGCUCCUGCCAUUCUUUGACCACGCGUCCAGCCAGGUGCGGGAGCACUCCAUCUGCCUCUUCCAAGCCGUGGUGGAGGCUGUGCUGUGGCAAAGGAAGAAGAAAAUGAAGAGGACAGUGCGCAGGAGCCUUCUCCCACUCUACUUUCACAGGAGAGACCAGAGUGAGAGCGUAGCAAAGGUACAGAUCUCAGAGCUGAGCAGUUAUGUGGGCAAUGGUGUGCUGAUGCCACAGGGUUGCUCUGGGGGAUCACAGAAUUUCUAG
Anas platyrhynchos (mallard) is the source of this 1040-nucleotide messenger RNA. The record is from RefSeq and is a predicted model, not a curated record. NCBI's taxonomy places the organism in Eukaryota, Metazoa, Chordata, Aves, Anseriformes, Anatidae.